UAGUAGCGAUCAGCUGUUCUCUGCGGAUGUCAGUGCCGCUUCAGCGGGGACUCGCGCUCAGCCUCGCCGCCUCUCAGCGCUCCGGCCCCGGCCUGACGGCGGCCUCCUCCCGGCGGACAGGCCCCGUGUCUCGGCCCCACCUCCGGCUAACGAGCGGCGUGUUCGGACGCUUCAGUGAUGCGAAGGCGGAGCUCCCUGACCGCCGAGAAGGACAGCGACCCGGAGCUGAAGCAGCGACCCGGCAGGGCGGCGUCUGGCGGCCGGCAGGGCCCGGCGGAGGAGCCGAGCAUGGGGAAGAAACCGUUCAGAAGACUGGGCCUGCUGGGGAAGAUGAAGCGGAUCAUGAUGGUGCUGCUCGUGGUCUACAUCACCAUCCCCAUCAUCAUCAAACUCUUCCCCUCCAUCCAGGCCAAACUCGUCUUCCUCAACUUUGUGAGGAUGCCGUACUUCAUCGACCUGAAGCGGCCGCUGGAUCAGGGCCUGAACCACACACACAACUUCUACCUGGAGCCGGAGGCGGGCCUGAAGAUCGGCGUCUGGCACACGGUGCCGGCCCGCAUGUGGAGGGAAGCUCAGGGGAAAGAUGGCCGCUGGUACGAAUCCACGCUUAACUCCGCCCACCCCAUCGUCCUCUAUCUCCAUGGAAACGCAGGGACCAGAGGCGGCGACCACCGGGUGCAGCUUUACAAGGUCCUCAGUCUGUUGGGAAACCACGUGGUGACGUUUGAUUACAGAGGCUGGGGGGAUUCAGACGGAUCGCCAUCAGAGCGAGGGAUGACAUCAGACGCGCUCUUCAUCUAUGAUUGGCUGAGGCAGAGAAGGGCGGAGUCUGUGCCGCUUUACAUCUGGGGCCACUCUCUGGGGACCGGAGUGGCCACCAACCUGGUGCGGCGGCUUUGUGAGCGAGGAACGCCUCCUCACGCCCUCAUCCUGGAGUCGCCCUUCACCAACAUCCGGGAGGAGGCCAGGAGUCACCCCUUCUCCAUGGUGUACCGCCUCCUGCCCGGCUUCGACUGGUUCUUCCUGGACUCCAUCUCUGCCAACAACAUCCGCUUCGCCAGCGAUGAGAACGUUCACCACAUCUCCUGUCCGGUUCUGAUCCUGCACGCCGAGGACGACAGCGUGGUUCCGUUCCAGCUCGGGAAAAAGCUCUACAAUAUGGCGUCGCAGUCGAAGAGCCUCAGCGGUCACAAGGUUCAGUUCGUGGCGUUCCCUGCGUCUCUCGGCUACAAACACAAGUUCAUCUACAGGAGCCCGGAGCUGCCAAACAUCCUCAGCGACUUCCUCGGAGCAGCUCACCCCGUGGCGGCGUGAGGACGGCCAGGUGGACACGCCGUUUACUCCUGACACAAACGAGGCGUUUUCACGGACUGAACAGAACAUUCCUUUGUUAGCAUUCCCCCCCGCCUGACGUCACGGCUCACCUGAGUCCCAUGAAGAGGCGCCAUGCCAAGGACAUAUUUUAACUGGGUUUUUUGGUUGCUGAUCAGCUGGUUCAUCUUCAUCACCUGCAUGGUUUCUUCUUCUUCUUCUUCUCUGCUCACAUGACUCACCUGUCUGCAGGUGUGCUGUUUGGAAGCACUGUCUAUGAAGCCUGUUAUGACUUGAAUUCAAUAAAAAUGUUUUAUCUAA
Molecule: messenger RNA, 1632 nt
Organism: Fundulus heteroclitus (mummichog)
Lineage: Eukaryota; Metazoa; Chordata; Actinopteri; Cyprinodontiformes; Fundulidae
Gene: abhd12
Product: abhydrolase domain containing 12, lysophospholipase
Exons: 12
Coding region: 178-1314 (378 amino acids)
Biological process (GO): phosphatidylserine catabolic process; monoacylglycerol catabolic process
Cellular component (GO): endoplasmic reticulum membrane
Molecular function (GO): monoacylglycerol lipase activity; phosphatidylcholine lysophospholipase A1 activity
Source: RefSeq, a predicted model, not a curated record